Messenger RNA from Thyridium curvatum, 1167 nucleotides. RefSeq lists its product as uncharacterized. The record is from RefSeq and is a predicted model, not a curated record. Gene Ontology annotation, molecular function: dioxygenase activity. NCBI's taxonomy places the organism in Eukaryota, Fungi, Ascomycota, Sordariomycetes, Thyridiales, Thyridiaceae. The transcript has 4 exons. The coding region runs from base 1 to 1167 and encodes 388 amino acids.
AUGACGGCGGAAGUAUUGCCCACGGCGAGCAACCUGCCAAACAGCCAGGUCCCCGAGGCCGAUGGCAAAUAUGUCUACUUUGCCUCUGGCUCCAAGGCGACCUACCGCAAGGUCUCUGAGAAGCCCACCGGAUUCACCAGCAUACCCACCAUCGACAUCAGUGAGAUCGACGGCUCGCUCGAGGCACGGAAGAAGAUCGCAAAGGAGAUCUACAAUGCGUGCCACGACUGCGGUUUCUUCUACAUCAAGAACCAUGGCGUGCCUGAUGAGUUGAUCGGUGAGACCUUUGAGGUAUUGAAACGGUUCUUUGCCCUGGAUCUCGAGACCAAGAUGGACGCCCACUUGCACAAGAACCCGGCUAUCAGGGGCUAUGAGCCUAUGCUGGAGACACAGAAUGACCCACGGACAAAGGGCGACAUCAAGGAGGCUUUCAGCAUGGGUGACUGUGCAAUCGAGCCCGAGCAGAAUUACGUCGGCAGGACCGGCCACCAGCCCCCACCUCACAUCACCAGGCCUCAGAACAUCUGGCCCAGCAAGGCUCCGUGGUGGCGUGAGGGCAUGUACAGGUACUACCAGCAUCUCAUGCCGCUGGCGGCGAAGCUGGUUCGGAUAUUCGCCCUCGCGUUCGACCUGGACGAGCACCACUUUGACAAGGAUUUUGAGUUCCCCAUCACGGGAAUGAGGGCACUCUACUAUCCUCCCACUCCAGUAGACAAGGACUCGGCCAGUGUUGGCCUUGGAGCCCAUGCUGACUUCUCUUGGAUCACACUGGUUGGACAAGACAAGGUACCAGCCCUGGAGGUCCUGAACCAAGAUGGUAUCUGGAUCGACGCUCCUCCCAUCCCAGGCACGUUUGUGUGCAACGUAGGCUCGUUCCUCGAGCACCAAACCAACGGCUUCUUCCCCGCCACCGUCCACCGCGUCCGGAACAAGACCGGACAGGCACGCUACUCCCUGCCUUUCUUCCUGGGUCCCGGCCCCGAGGCAGACCUGGCGGUGCUGGACCAAUUCAAGGACAAGAGCGACCCCGACAGGAAGUACGAGACCAUCAACGUCGGCAAGCUCUACAUCAAGCGUGUGCUGCCUGCGCGCAAGAAGCACCCCACGGCAAUCAAGUAUCAAGACGUCCCAGAGGAGGACUGGACGUACGAUAUGCUUUUGAAGUAA